Poeciliopsis prolifica (blackstripe livebearer) is the source of this 3672-nucleotide messenger RNA. It is a transcript of the gene lrfn1, whose product is annotated as leucine rich repeat and fibronectin type III domain containing 1. The transcript has 5 exons. The record is from RefSeq and is a predicted model, not a curated record. Lineage: Eukaryota; Metazoa; Chordata; Actinopteri; Cyprinodontiformes; Poeciliidae. Gene Ontology annotation, molecular function: protein binding. The coding region runs from base 1071 to 3341 and encodes 756 amino acids.
GCUGCUCGAGACAUCAUCAUCAUGGCGUGACUAACCGGGCUCGUAUUUGUGCAGGUGGACGAUAUUUUUAUUUUUUAUUUUUUGGCAUUAUCAGACAUUGGCUGCCUAUUUUUUUUCUUGUUUGUUUGUUUGUUUUUCUUCCGGGAUACACAAGAUUCCCCCCCCCCCCCUCCGCCGCAUCCCGCCAGGAGAAACCAAAGGAGCGGACGGAGCAAGUCGUGUAUGAAAACUAAUUGCUCGCAUGACUGCGCAUACUAUUCGGGGAGACUGCAUGCGUGUGCGCGCGCGUGUGUAUGUGCGUGCGCGUGCGCGCAUUUGCUUGGGUGGGAUUCCUUCGUCUCGCCUCAGACAGACAGGGGGGAACUUAUGACAACCAGCAGCUCCGGAGAUGAGCUGAAGCAGGAGCGCUUGUUUUUACUGGACACGAGCGGGGUUUUUUCUUUUCUUUUUGAUAGCCUAUUCCAUUUCUUUUUUUUUUUUUUUACGGAGAGUUUUCUUUAAGGCUCUGAUUUGACGCCGACGUCUCUCUCUCUUUUUUCAGGAGAGCCUAAGUAUCGCUACGAGAGCAGCUGCAGUUCUCCAUCCGGACACCAUCUCUCCUCUCCUCCGCGGUACAACAAGAGGCGCGAGAUGUAAGGAGAAUGUAAACCCAUCUCUCGCGACGUGUAUUUUCCGAGGGGAUAUUUUUGUGCACGCGGGAGACUUACAGACGUUUCCAUCCCCGCUCGGACGCAAAGCCUCGGACUAUCCCGAGUUUUUUUUUUUUUUUUCUUCCCUCCUCUGUCUUUGGAUUUGGCGGAUUCCAGCUUUGCAUCUCCAGCCUUUUAAGCCACAACCGGGACCCUGGUGGGAUUUUAGGUGCGGUUUUCGUCGUCCCCGACGCAGACGGCUCUGAAGAGAACCCGGUGAGCGGCAUUCCCCACCGGCCAGUGAUCGGGAGCAUUGCUUUUCAUAGCAUUUGGAGUCCUCGGCAUCGCCCUGACUGUCUGGCAGCUGCCUGUUCAGGAUGCUGCAGCUGAACCUGUGAUGGACACCAGGGCUUGAUAUUUGUGCCUGGAAAAUAAUCACCAAUGGACCGGCUGGUUCUUUGCGUGCUGCUGUGCGCAGCUCUGGUGAAAGGCUACAGCUGCCCCGGCCGCUGCAUCUGCCAGCAUCUCUCGCCCACUCUGACUCUGCUCUGUGCAAAGACCGGCUUGCUGUUUGUGCCCCCCACAAUCGACCGGAAGACCGUGGAGCUGCGGCUCACCGACAACUUCAUCACCAUUAUCCGUAAGAAGGACUUCCUCAACAUGACCAGCCUGGUCCACCUCACCUUAUCCCGCAACACCAUCAGCCAGAUCGUGCCGCACGCCUUCCUGGGCCUGCGCUCGCUCCGGGCGCUCCACAUGGAUGGGAACCGGCUCAGCAUCAUAAAGAGCGACCACUUCAAAGGCCUCAUCAACUUGCGGCACCUCAUCCUCGGGAACAACCAGAUCCACCAAGUGGCCUCGACCUCCUUCGACGAGUUUGUCGCCACCAUUGAGGACUUGGAUCUGUCCAACAACAAUCUGCGCAGCCUUCCUUGGGAGGCCAUAGCCAGAAUGACUAACAUUAACACGCUCACCUUGGACCAUAACCUCAUCGACCACAUAGAAGCAGGGACUUUCACUUUGCUCACUAAGCUCGUCCGCUUGGACAUGACUUCCAACCGGCUGCAGAAGCUUCCACCAGACAGCCUGUUCCAGCACGCCCAGGUUCUAUCCGACGCCAAGGGCUCCAGCUCAUCCACACUGGCAGUGAGCUUCGGCGGGAAUCCCCUCCACUGCAACUGUGAGCUGCUGUGGCUGCGCCGGCUGACGCGGGAGGACGACUUGGAGACCUGCGCCUCGCCGGAACACCUCAUGGACAAAUAUUUCUGGUCGAUACAGGAGGAGGAGUUCAUCUGCGAGCCCCCGCUGAUCACCAAGAACUACUCCUCUAAGCCCUAUGUGAUGGAGGGCCAGGGUGUGACUUUAAAGUGCAAAGCCAUGGGGGAUCCAGAUCCAGACAUUCACUGGAGGUCACCAGACGGCAAGCUGGUGCACAACAACUCACGCACCAUCUUGUAUGACAACGGCACCCUUGACAUUCUCAUCACCACGCUGAAGGACAGUGGGUCGUUCAACUGCGUGGCGUCCAAUGCUGCCGGCAUCGCCACGGCUGCUGUGGAGAUCAGCAUGAUCCCCCUGCCCUUGUUCGUGAACAACACCGGCCACAUGCGCGAGGACCCCGGCCUCUCCGACAUCACCACUUCCUCCAAAGCUGGCAAUGACACAAAAGGCUACGACAAGCAGGACAAGAGGGUCCUGGUCACGGAGCUGACCUCGUCCUCCGCCGUGAUCCGCUGGCCGUCUGAACGCCACAUCCCUGGGAUCAGGAUGUACCAGAUUCAGUACAACAGCACUGCAGAUGAUACGUUGGUGUACAGAAUGAUCCCGUCUACCAGCAAAAACUUCCUCAUCAACGACCUGGCUGCGGGGCGGGAGUACGACCUCUGCGUGCUGGCCGUGUACGACGACGGCAUCACGUCGCUGACGGCCACGCGCGUGGUCGGCUGCGUGCAGUUCCACACGGCCAACGAGGUCAGCCAGUGCCGCUUCAUGCACAGCCAGUUCCUGGGAGGCACCAUGAUCAUCAUUAUUGGCGGCAUCAUCGUCGCUUCCGUGCUGGUGUUCAUCAUCAUCCUGAUGAUCCGCUAUAAGGCCUACGGCAGCCCCGUGGACACCAAGGCCAAGGCCAGCUCCGCCAUGCACUCGCAAACCAACGGCAGCCAGCAGCGGCUGCAGCGCUCUGCGUCCAAGCAGCCGUCUGACGAAGGCGAAGCGCCGGCGCCCAAAGAGUGCCUGGCUCUGGUGUUGAGGGUGGACAGCGAGAAGAAGGAGGACCUGGCGUCCGCGACGGCAGUCCUGGAAGUGGAGCCGCUCCCAAAUGCGGACAAGAUGAUGAAGAGAAGGAGCAGUCUGGAUGCUCAGCGCUCCGGGCCGCCAUCUGAGGACACACAGACGGACAGCAGCCUGACCGGCUCCACCAUGUCCCUCUGCCUCAUCGGCUCCAAUGCCGGCACUAAGGAGGCUCCCAGGCUUAAGGACAAGAAAAGCACCCUGGCCAGCGUGGGGCUACUCCCCAACGAGCUGGCACGAACUAGGCAUAGAUUCUCUUUCGAUGGUGGGGAUUACUCCAUAUUUCAGAGUCACAGUUACCCGCGCAGAGCGAGGACGAGGUGGCACAAGUCCACCAACCAGCUCAACACGGAGUCAUCGCCGCUCGCCAACAGGAGAGUCACAUUCAGCAGCACUGAGUGGAUGCUUGAGAGCACGGUUUGAGGAAAGCGGUGUAGCAAAAAAAAGAAAAAAACGAAAUAAAAAGUACAAAGAAACGUUUAAAAAAAGGCACAAACGUAACAUGUAUAAACACAAAACGUCUACAUGCCAUACAGCACAACGAUGAUUAAAACCAAGCACAUUUAUGUACUCAUGCUGACUUCCUGUGAGUUGCUGGAGGAGAACAGUAUCCUGUCAUCCUGCUUCCCCCCCAUCGUGCUCCCAGAGGGGUUUAUUUGGGCCAUGCCUCUUCUUCUUCUUUGUUUUUUUUUUUUUUUUUUUUUUUUUUUUUUUUUUUUUUUUUUUUUUUUUUUUUUUUUUUUUUUUUUUUUUU